AUGGGCUGCUGCAUGUCUAGAUCCCAGAGUGGCUCGAUCUCGCCCUACCCAGGCCCGACGAACACCGGCUCAGCCCGCGCAAUCAAUGCCUCUACUUCGGCCGCCGCCCACGACCGCGACGACUCCCCCGCCGCCUCCACGACACAGGCUUCCAGCCGUGGUCGCCGCCACCGUCAGUCCACCCUGCCUCUCGACAGGCACAUCAACAAGCCCCUCCGCCGCCACGUCUGGGCUUCCAAGAGCCGUGUCUGGACCCGUUCCGCCAUCAACCGUGAGCGCAAAGAUUUCUUCGAAACCCGCGUCACUGGACGUCCAGAGAUAUGGCAGUCCCUUCACUACGCUCUGCAGGUCCUCUGGGAUCCCGCCAGCCAUGGUGCAGCAGAGGACGGGACGAAUGGCCUGGCAACAGCCCAGAGCAUUCUUGACGCGGCGGAUAUCACGUUACCCACUGGUGAUCUGGCCCAAGGUGCCUAUGAUCAACUUGGCAACUACUACCAGCUUAACGAGUGGGCGGUGGCUAAUCCCACGAAUCUUGUCGAGGACGACGCAACAAUACACGUCGCGGACGACGACGAGGGUCUCUCGACGCGCGACUUCAAGGAUGACCUGGCGGGCGGCGAAGAGACAACCGAGGAACUCGACGAAGACGAGAAUGUAAGACGGAGAGAGGAAAAGGGCAAGGCGGUGACUGACGCUCGGGACCAGCUUUCUCUUCUUGCUCGCCUGUCUGAAAAUGGGCGUGAUGUGACCGUUGGCUUCUCCAAAACCGACACCGUGAAAACCAUUACCGGCAAAAUACUAAACGAAGCAGGGCUCUCUCCAAACAAGAAGAAGAUACGCUUAGCCUUCAUGGGCAAGCUUCUCAAAGAAAACCUGCGUCUUACGGAGCAGGGUUGGACUCAGGGCCAGGUUAUCAAUGCCUAUGUCUCUGACAGAUAG
This is a messenger RNA of Colletotrichum chrysophilum, 939 nucleotides long. RefSeq lists its product as uncharacterized. The transcript has 3 exons. Bases 1 to 939 code for a protein of 312 amino acids. The record is from RefSeq and is a predicted model, not a curated record. NCBI's taxonomy places the organism in Eukaryota, Fungi, Ascomycota, Sordariomycetes, Glomerellales, Glomerellaceae. Gene Ontology annotation, molecular function: protein binding.